Messenger RNA from Erythranthe guttata (spotted monkey flower), 1885 nucleotides. RefSeq names its product Protein kinase superfamily protein. NCBI's taxonomy places the organism in Eukaryota, Viridiplantae, Streptophyta, Magnoliopsida, Lamiales, Phrymaceae. Gene Ontology annotation, biological process: phosphatidylethanolamine biosynthetic process. Gene Ontology annotation, cellular component: cytoplasm. Gene Ontology annotation, molecular function: ethanolamine kinase activity. The record is from RefSeq and is a predicted model, not a curated record.
GAACCACAACCCCCCAGGUUGCAGUUAUUUUGAGUGAGUUUGCUCUCAAACUAAAAACAAACCAAAAUACUACUACUCAAGAAUUGGUUUACCACUAAAUCAUAUCAAUAAUCAAUCUCUAAUCAUCAUCAUCAUCAUCAUCAUCAUCAUAUAUAACUAACGUUUUCUUUUUCUUCUCUCCAGCUUCUCUCCUUUUCCCCUCUUUCUUCCUCCGCUCUUCUUCUCUCAUCCUCUCUCUCUCCCUUUCGUUUUGUGUGUGUGUGUGUGUGUGGUAAUAGAUAACGAUUCACAGUGAGAAUUGUAGAGAUCAAUAAUUGACAAGGGAAAUCAAGAGAUCGAUCUUCAAUCUCGAAUCAUCAUAUAACUAAAAAGUUGCAGAAAUCUUAUCAAAAAUGGGGGCGACCGAAAAGAUAUGGAAUGCGACGGAAGUGGCGGAGAGUCACAGCUCUGAGAUUCCGUCUUCCUCUCUCACCGUCAAUCACUCUCUCUCUCUACCCGAUAUGAAGCCUCGCAUCGUGGAGCUAUGCAAAGAUCUAUUCAAACAAUGGUCAAAUUUGGAUGAGUCAGAUUUCUCCCUUGAAACUGUAUCCGGUGGCAUAACAAAUCUGUUACUCAAGGUCUCUGUGAAUGAAAACAACGGGAAUGUUGUGAGUAUGACAGUUAGAUUGUAUGGACCAAAUACUGAAUAUGUGAUCAAUCGUGAAAGGGAACUGCAGGCAAUCCCACACCUGUCAGAUGCAGGAUUUGGUGCCAAGUUGCUGGGCGUUUUUGGGAAUGGCAUGGUGCAAUCAUUUAUCAAUGCUCGUACACUUACACCAUCGGACUUGCGGAAACCAAAGCUUGUAGCAGAAAUUGCUAAACAGCUACGGAAAUUCCAUGAGGUGGAAAUCCCAGGUUCUAAAGAACCCCAACUAUGGAUUGAUAUCUUCAAGUUCUUUGGCAGAGCAUCAACCCUCAAAUUUGAUAAUGACGAGAAACAAAAGAAGUAUGAGAUGGUUUCAUUUGGAGAAAUAAAUAAAGACAUCACCAACCUCAAGGUAAUGACAGACCGUUUCAAUGCUCCCAUCGUAUAUUCUCACAACGAUCUGUUGUCUGGGAAUUUGAUGAUGAAUGAUGAUGAAGGUAAGCUUUACUUCAUCGACUUUGAGUAUGGAUCAUACAAUUACAGAGGUUUUGACAUCGGAAAUCACUUCAAUGAAUAUGCUGGCUAUGAUUGUGAUUAUAGCUUGUAUCCGAGUAAAGAUGAACAGUAUUACUUCUUCAGACACUAUUUAAAACCUGACAGACCACACGAGGUUUCUGAUGAAGACCUUAAAGCCCUUUAUGCAGAGACAAAUACAUAUAUGCUGGCUUCACACCUGUACUGGGCAUUAUGGGCUUUGAUCCAGGCGAAAAUGUCUCCGAUUGAUUUUGAUUAUCUUGGUUACUUCUUCCUUCGAUACAAUGAAUACAAGAAGCAGAAGGACAAGUGCUUUUUGUUGGCAGAAUCAUGUCUCUCAAAUUCUCAGUCUGGUUAAAUGUAGACUGACUACUGGCAGAUAUGUUUGUUGUGAAAUUCUUUCUGGCUUUUGGUUUAUGUUCUUUGUUUGUAGAGCUUUAUGGCAUUAGGUUAUUUAUUUAUUGGAAGCCCACCCAUCUGCACUCUUCUGCUGUAAUCCUCAUAUUUUUGCUUGCUUUGUGUUGUACCAUUUUAUGAGACAAGUCAAAGUCAGUGCGAGGUUGGAAAAACAACAAAUGGUGGGAUUAUUCUAGUAGUACUAGCAAAGUUAUGUUUGUAAGUUAUUACCAUAGAUUUUUGCUUAUAAAUUAGCUCUAAAAUAGUUGAUUGUGCUUUAAACGUUAGUCGUGUCUCGUGCGAAAAGUAAAAUUGAUUUGCCUUUUGCUC